CGAAGAGGAGUACCAAUCUCACACCAGCUGUCUGCUCUAUUUGGUGAAUGUAUCCUAUUCAUGAUGGAAGCGGCUGUCAAGCAUCAAACGGGGAUCCGACUGCAACGCGUUCAUGAUGAUUUCUGGUUCUGGGACUCGGAUCAAGACAAGGUAGUCCAAGCAUGGCGGGUGAUGAACGAAUAUGCCAGUUCGGUCAACCUCCGAUUCAAUACGGAAAAGUCUGGUUCUGCUGUGGUCAGCAACAAGGACAACAACAAAGCAUCUCUUGCAGCAUUUGGACCAUCGCCUUUACCUCAAGCUAGAGUAUGGUGGGGAUCUCUGGUCUUCCGAGCGGAUGGGCUUUUCCAAAUUGAUCAUGCUUUGAUUGAGCCUCACAUUGAAGAGAUGCGACAAAAGCUAAAGACCAGCAAGACGGUUCUCAGCUGGGUUAAUGUAUAUAACAAGUACACCGCUUUCUUCCUGCGAAGCUUUGGAUCGUGUGCCAAGGUUUUAGGCAUUCAGCAUUUGAAUCAGAUUGGUGAAUGCAUGCAGAUGAUUCAAAAACGAGUAUUCCAGGAGCAAAACGGUAAUGCUCUUGCUGCGUUGAAGAAGCAGUUUGAGAUUUUCCAAUCUACGGACAUCCUAGACAUGUGGGCAUACUGGCCACUUCCAGCAGGAGGACUCGGCAUGAAGAACUAUUUGAUGGAUAUUGGAGCAUUAAGAGAGACAUUCAUCAAGGUAGAGCACACUGACUUUACAGAUCUACCUAAGGAAGACAAGGUGCUGUGGGAAGAGCAAGAGAAGAACAAAGAGACUGCCCGCAAGGACUUACACAUAACUUUAGAGGCAUUGGAGGACGUGUCCAGUACGUGGUAUUCUCAAAGACAGGUUCACUUGCCGCAAACGUUUGAACAAUACUGUGAACUACGUGAAACCAAGCAUUCUUUGUGGACCACUCGAUUCCGUGAAGUGCUGGAAAUUGUUGACCUUUCGCCACCAGUUGAGUUGGACGCCAAUAUGAAUACUCAAUUGGACAGUCUAGGUUUAAGCUCUGCCAAUGAUGUGACUUAUGCCAAGCGGGUGAUUAGCUAUUAUGACAAUCAGUUAGGAAAGGCAUUUGGAAGUUUAGAAUUUUUGGACAUGGCACUUAUACCCAAGAGUUUAGUUCAAUCCCUGAACAAAGCGAAGGUUCAGUGGGAUGCAUAAACAAAAGCAGUGUAGUAGAUCCAAUUCUGUAUAUAGGUUUAAAGGAUUAAAAUAAAAAGAUAUGUAGGCUUUAAUAAUGAAGUUUAUGAGUAAGUGAUCACAAAAGGUAUUAUAGGAAAGAGUGACAAUUCGUGUAAGUAUGACAAGUUGCAUCAUCAACAUGCAAUUAGAUCAAUCUGGAGAGUUUACAAAAAAAAGAAAAGAAGCAAAGAGCCGGAGCUGUAACGUAAGAACCGAGACGAUAGAAUCGAGUAGUAGGAGCUGAAAGGUAAGGGUUAUGAUAUUUUAAGUCAAAAC
This is a messenger RNA of Umbelopsis ramanniana AG, 1482 nucleotides long. RefSeq lists its product as uncharacterized. The transcript has a single exon. Bases 61 to 1185 code for a protein of 374 amino acids. The record is from RefSeq and is a predicted model, not a curated record. NCBI's taxonomy places the organism in Eukaryota, Fungi, Mucoromycota, Umbelopsidomycetes, Umbelopsidales, Umbelopsidaceae.